AUGCGCUACGCCGCUCCGGAAGUGAGUCAGAGGAGGCCGCGUUACCACAGCAACCGAGGCCUUUUUCGCACCCGACUGCUGCGGCACUACCUGAGCCUCUUUCGGGUUCCUUUCUUACCCCUAACCCCGGGGGCACCAACCCCUCUCCCUCCUUCCUGCCUGGGCACUGCAGACAUCCUCAAGUCCCCGCUGAUCAUCUUCGUGAUGGGCAGCCCAGGCUGUGGCAAAGAGACACAGUGCAAGAACAUGGCGACCAAGUACGGCUUCUGCCACGUGGGGCUGGGCCAGCUGCUGUGGCAGGAGACCCAACAAGGCACCCGGCGGGGCCAGAAGAUCCAUGAUGUCAUGCUGCAGGGGCUCCUGGUGCCCACAGUGAGAGGUUGUCAUAUCCUUGAUAUGAUCAGUGACCGCAUGCUGUCCUGUCUGGACAGCCGGGCCUUCCUCAUUGACGGCUUCCCCCGGGAGCUGAGGCAAGCCAGGGAGUUUGAGCACAUUGCGAGCGACCCCAAGGCCUGCGAGGGUUAUAAGGUGGGCCAGGCCCCCAACCUCGUCAUCGUGUUUGACUGCUCCAUGGAGACAGUGGUCCAGAGAGCGCUGCAUCGGGGCCAGGUGGAGUGCCGGGCCUCUGACUGCAAGUCGGCCAUCCGCCAGCACUUGGAGAUGCAUUACACCCUGUGUGAGCCCACCCUGGCCUUCUACCAGCAGAAGAACCUGCUCUGA
Lipotes vexillifer (Yangtze River dolphin) is the source of this 720-nucleotide messenger RNA. RefSeq names its product adenylate kinase isoenzyme 1-like. Lineage: Eukaryota; Metazoa; Chordata; Mammalia; Artiodactyla; Lipotidae. The record is from RefSeq and is a predicted model, not a curated record. Gene Ontology annotation, biological process: nucleobase-containing compound metabolic process. The coding region runs from base 1 to 720 and encodes 239 amino acids. Gene Ontology annotation, molecular function: ATP binding; nucleobase-containing compound kinase activity. The transcript has 5 exons.